AUGGAGGAGGAUCCGCCUCCGCCUCCGCCUCCGCCUCCGCCUCCGCCUCCGGCGGCUUCGGAGUCGCCCCCCGCGCCGUCGUCCCCGUCCCCGUCGCCGUCGCCGUCGCUGAACACGGACCACGACGCGUGGCACGUCGCGCCCGAUGGAUCUACGCGCGCGACGACCUGGCCUCUGCUCGCGCGCGAUAUGAGGGUUCCGAACCACUACGCCGCGCUCCUCGCGCUCGCGGGGGAGACCCCGGAGACGGCGCAGCAGAUCGAGAAGGACCUUCCGCGCACGGGCGCGACGUUCGCGGUGCAAGGGCUCCUCAAGCCAGGGCUGCCGAUGUGGGACUCGCUACGGAACGUCCUCACCGCCUACGCAGCGCACGACCCGCGGACGGGCUACGUCCAGUCCAUGAAUUUCCUCGCCGCCUUUCUCCUCCUCGCCGGCGUCUCCGAAGAAGACGCGUUCUGGUCCCUGUGCGCGCUCGUGAACGUCGUCGUCCCGGGGUACUUCAGCGAGGGCAUGGCGAGCGCGAAGUUAGAUCAGAGGGUCUUCUCGCGCCUCCUGCACGCGCACCUCCCCGGGGUCGGACUCCACCUCGAGUCGCUCGCGCCGGAUAACAUCGUGUGCGGCAUCAUAAGCUCGCAGUGGCUGCUCACCUUGUUCGUGAACGUCCUGCCGACGGAGGCGACGAUGCGCGUGUGGGACGAGGUGUUCAAGGCGAAGAACCGCGCGCCGCUGUUCGCGUCGUGCCUCGCGCUGCUGUCGCCGAGCGCGGACGACGUCAUGGCGUGCUCGGAGAUGGGCGAGGCGAUCGAGCUGUUGCAGCGGCUGGGGAGCGAGGUGGACGUGGAGGGGUUCGUCGCGAGGGUGAAAACGCUUCUUGAGGGGCCGUUACACCCCUCGAAGUUCGAUAUCGAGGUCGCUCGCGAGCGCGGGAGGCGCCGGAGAAAGUCCGACGACGGGCUCCCGCAGUCCGUGAGGGACACGCCGCCGUUGACGGAGACGGACGAGAUCGUCUCGGGGAUCGUGAGGCGCGUUCUAUGCACUGAUCCCCAUAUGACCGCGUCGGCGUGGUGA
Molecule: messenger RNA, 1068 nt
Organism: Micromonas pusilla CCMP1545
Lineage: Eukaryota; Viridiplantae; Chlorophyta; Mamiellophyceae; Mamiellales; Mamiellaceae
Exons: 2
Coding region: 1-1068 (355 amino acids)
Source: RefSeq, a predicted model, not a curated record